This is a messenger RNA of Octopus bimaculoides (California two-spot octopus), 3749 nucleotides long. RefSeq names its product SHC-transforming protein 1. Gene Ontology annotation, molecular function: receptor tyrosine kinase binding. Gene Ontology annotation, cellular component: plasma membrane. The record is from RefSeq and is a predicted model, not a curated record. Gene Ontology annotation, biological process: intracellular signal transduction; cell surface receptor protein tyrosine kinase signaling pathway. NCBI's taxonomy places the organism in Eukaryota, Metazoa, Mollusca, Cephalopoda, Octopoda, Octopodidae.
UAUUUAAGGGGUGGUGAUGAUGGUGAGAGCGAUGUAAGUCUGUAGAACUAUCAGCUGAAAUCUACAUUGGUCCUCCCCACCAUCGCCACCUCUGGUAUUAUAAAUGAUGUAAAAACAACAACACUGCACAAUCGAAUAAAAAAACAUGUGAACAAUAAAAGCAAACGAGACAACUAUGAUGACAAUGUUUGCCUUUGACAUGUUUAAGAAAAAGAAAUAAAUAACGGUAAUUAGGCAAAACUAAGCGAGUUUUCUGAUGCUUAACUGCACCAUCUGCUGUAGCGCUGUGGUGUUUGUUAGGUGGAGACCGCCGUCAAAGCACUCCUACAAUUACACCAAACACUACUACCACCGUUGUAGUUAAUAGUAGAGGGUUUUGACUAAGCAGGAGCAGUAAAUUUGUAGCAGGCAAGUUGCACACUGGGAAAAUGGAUGGUGUGUCGCCCUACAUGUCGACAUAACUCAACGGAUUUCAUGUAAUUUGCCUAUAAUUUCUCAUCUACCACUCUCCUGUACAACUACAGUUACUAACUUCAACAUCCUUGCCGUCUUCUCUUACAUUCCAGCAAAGACUUAUUGAGAAGUAACUUAUAGUUGUACAAUGGAACGCCAGUGGAAGAAAGGAAAUAAAAUAUUUGGCAACAACAAUGACUGGAACCGAACCAACAGCUUCAUGAACAAACCUGAAGAUGGGUGGCUACACAGAGAUGAACAACUGUGUUCGGAUGCUGGAGUCUGUUAUGGUGUACGGUAUUUAGGAUGUCUGGAAGUAAAAGAGUCUAUGAGAACAUUAGACUUUGAAACGAGAACAAACCUAGCAAGAGAAGCCAUAAACCGUAUCACAGAAGCAGCUGGGCUGAAGUUUUUGGACAGAAAAAAGAAAUCAGACAAAAAGGUUCUUCGCAUUCUUGGAGGUUAUGCUAACCUGAGGUGUUCAGGCUCCAACAUUACUCUAACUAUUACAACUGAAGCCUUAAAACUUGUUAUAAUGGAAAAUGGCAAGACAAUUGCUAACCAUGAUAUGGCAUCAGUCUCGUUUGCAUCCGGGGGAGAUAUGGAAACCAAAGAUUUUGUGGCAUAUGUUGCCAAAGAUUCUGUCAAUGGCCGAGCUUGUUAUGUGUUGGAGUGUGGUGGAGGACUGGCUGAAAGCGUCAUUACUACAAUUGGUCAAGCAUUUGAAUUGAGAUUUAAAGAAUACCUUCGGAAACAACCCAAACCUACAAUGCUACCUGAAUGCCCCUCAACUCCUGUGGCAAAAGUUUGGCCAAGAGACAAAUUUGAAAAGACAGACGGUCAGUUUAAUGGUGAAUCAUGGGAAGAUGAAGCAGAGUAUUAUAAUGACCGACCAAAUGCCAUGCCGCCUUCUCCAACACCACCACAGAUACCUCCUCUUCCAAAUUAUUCUGUGCCUAACAGUAAUUCAAAUGUUCCUGAAGGAUUAUAUUCAACUGUAAAUAAAAAUAAAAAUAAUGAAUUCAAUAACAGUGCUGAAGGUCUACUUGUGGAUUUGAGUGAAGCACCAGAACAGGCUUUAUAUGACAAACCAAAAUCUAUGGCAGCUUUUGCUAAUAUGAAUUCUAUUCUACUGUUUGAUUCCGCUGAAAAUAUAAAAUCUGAAACAGAUAAAUCGACAGACUUUAUUGAUUCACCGCAAGACCCAGGAUGGACAAAUGGUGCACUUGACCCAUUUGAUAUGCAACCAUUUGAAACGUGUCUUUUAAACGAAUCAAUGACGCAACCUCCACCACCAGCACCAGCACCCGAAGAAAGUAUGCAGGCAGCAAUGAUUAAUAAAGAUGAGAUUCCUGCAGUGCUUGCUCCAGUAUAUGAAGAAUGGUAUCAUGGUCCUUUAAACAGAAAAGAGGCUGAAUUAUUAUUGGAACAUGAAGGAGAUUUCUUAGUGAGGGAGAGUACCACUACACAAGGUCAAUUUGUCUUGAGUGGCAGACAUUCAGCUGGGGUGAAACAUUUAUUACUGAUUGAUCCUGAGGGUGUGGUCCGAACAAAGGAUUGUAAAUUUGACAGUAUUAGUCAUCUUGUAAAUUAUCACAAGGAUAAUCAUUUUCCAAUUUUAACACAAGGCACAGAACUUCAUCUUUUAGAACCAGUUGUUUGUAAUAAAUGACAAAAACAGUUUGAAAAUAAUUACAGAACGAUGUCAGGAUUUCAUCCACUCAGAUCUGUGCAAGUUUCCUGAACUCUGCACCCAGAGGAUAAAUAUUGUUUGCCCUCUGAAGUGCAGGCAUAAUGUGAUAAAACAAGGGAUAGACAAAUAGUUGUUCACACCUUUCAGCACAACCUACAAACAAUCUGUUGUCAAUAUUACCAGCUAAUUAGGCCACUCUCCAAUCAAAAUCCAUACCAAAGGGCUAUGAAAAAUUUGGAAACGAUAUAUAAUUUUGUUUUAUUUUAUUUUCCUUUGUUUAAAUUUGGCCAAGUAAUUAGUUUGAUAAAAUUCACACUUUGUUACAGGUAUUUUGUCCUGAAAUGUGCUUAAAUAUUUCCUUGAUGACAGGGACUUCAAUCUUUAAAAUACUCAUAAAAUGGGUGGGUGGGUUUUGUGUGUGUGUGUGUGAUUAUGUGCAUGAAUGGCAAGUAAAAUUUAACAAGUAUGGUUGGAUUUGUAAAUUUUGUAUAGAGUGUUUAUUUUGCAAGCCAUAUAUGUAUAUAUUAUUAUAUAUACAUAAAUAUUUCUUAUGAAUCAAAAGUAUUUGUGUAGUUUGUUUUUGCUAUACAAAUAGGUUACUGUAAGCAUAUUAUUGUUAUAAUGUUUUUUCAAAUCAUUCUAAUUUCAGACAUUCAUAUCUUGGUUAUAUUAAUCAAGUCAUUUUUGUUUGUUUUGUUUCGUUUUUUUUUUUAGGGAGGGGGGAGUUUUUUGCAUUGAGUGGCACUGCUUCAGUCCAUUCCUCUCCACAGAACUAUUACCAUUAACAUCAUCAUUCUUAUUUUUUUUAAUGUUCCAUGUGUUUAAACAGAGCUUUUUAAAGUAAUGCUUUUACUAGUGAUUGAAUACCCUUUCUAAAGCUAAUUAUUUUUGCAGAAAGCACUUGUUUAAUUUUUAACUGAAAGAUAACCAUCUCCUCCCAAGGAACAGAAGUCAGUUGUGUAUCAUUUUAGAUGGCUCAUUCACUUCACUAUUCACAGACAGAGACAUUAAUGUUGGUGACAUCAAUAUUUUCUAUUUGGACAGAAAUACUCUGCUUCGGUAGAAGUAAUGUGCAGUUUAUUGAUCAUUGAUAUUGUUUUUUUAGCAAUUUUCCUUUUUGAAGCUGGAAAUUCACAAAGGAGUACAAUCACACUACUCAGAGAUGAGUACAAGAGAAAAUAUCCUAGCUUCAGUCUGCCUGAGCAAUCUUCAUUCCCUUCUCCCCCAUAAGCUGUAUACUAAUACAGAUAUUAAAGACUGUAACGCUGUCAGAUGUAUAGUAAUAGAUAUUAAAGACUGUGGCCUUGUAACUGUAUAGUAAUACAGAUGUCAGCUGUAUAGUAAUACAAAAUAUUAAACUCUGUGGCUACUUGUGAUAGACUUUGCUCGAAAUAAAAUGUUUUAUUAAUUUUUUAAAUAUUUAAAAUAUUUUUUUAAACCUAUGAAUCCUGCAUCAGAUUUUUAAACCUAAAUUUGGCAUAUACGCAUGAUGUUCGUAUAUACCUCCAUAAUGAAAUUAUAAAUUAUGGCAGCAUACACCCCUUCAAUGAAAUUAGUCCAUUAAUUAAUGGUCAAUAAAAUAUCACAAUGUUCAUUUUACAAA